AUGACAGCCGUUAGAAAGCUUGGCAAGACUGUCGGCGGUCCGUCACCCAAGGCGGGGCCUCCCCCACCCCACCAAAAGCCUGAGAAUGUUCUCAAGCGCGCCCACGAGCUCAUCGGGGUCAACCAGGCCUCCGCCGCCUUGACCCUGCUCCACGAGCACAUCACCUCGAAGCGCUCCCGCAAUGUCCCCAUCGCCUCCCUGGAGCCCGUGAUGCUCCUCCUCGUCGAGCUCUCCGUCGAGCAGAAGAAGGGCAAGCUUGCCAAGGACGCCCUCUACCAGUACAAGAACAUCGCCCAGAACACCAACGUCGCCACCAUCGAGUUGGUCCUCAAGAAGUUCAUCGAGCUCGCCGCCGAGAAGGUCACCGUUGCCCAGGCCAAGGCCGACGAGGUCCAGUCCAGCAUCGAGGCCACCACCUCCAACAUCGACGAUCUCGAGGCCUCCGAGACCCCCGAGUCCAUCCUGCUCGCUACCGUUUCCGGUGAGCAGUCUCGCGACCGUACCGACCGCGCUAUCGUCACCCCUUGGCUUAAGUUCCUUUGGGAGGCCUACCGCACUGUUCUGGAUAUUCUCAGGAACAAUGCUCGUCUUGAGAUCCUCUACCAGAGCACCGCCAUGCAGGCCUUCGACUUCUGCCUCAAGUACAUCCGCAAGACCGAGUUCCGCCGCCUUUGCGAGCUUCUCCGCAACCAUGUCCAAACCGCCGCCAAGUACUCGGCUCAGAUGCACGCUAUUAACCUGAACGACCCCGAUACUCUGCAGCGUCACCUUGAGACCCGCUUCCAGCAGCUCAACGUCGCCGUUGAGCUCGAGCUCUGGCAGGAGGCUUUUCGCAGUGUUGAGGAUAUCCACACCCUCCUCAGCCUCAGCAAGCGCCCCGCCAAGAACGUCAUGAUGGCCAACUACUACGAGAAGCUUACCCGUAUCUUCCUCGUCGGCGAGAACUACCUUUUCCACGCCGCUGCUUGGGCCCGCUAUUACAACCUCUUGCGCCAGUCUGCUGCUCUCAUUGCUUCCGGCCACAGCAAGAAGGCUGAUAACCCGGCUUGCAGCGAUGCUGACCUCCAGAGGGCUGCCACUUUCGUUAUUCUCUCCGCCCUCUCCAUCCCCGUCAUCAGCACCUCGCGCUCCCGCGGUGCCAUGGUCGACUUCGAUGAGGCCCGCAAGAACAAGAACUCUCGCUUGACCCACCUGCUCGGCAUGGCCCAGGCCCCUACCCGUGCUGGUCUCUUCCGCGAUGCUCUUUCCAAGUCGCUCCUCCGCCGCGCCCAGCCCCAGAUUCGCGAUCUCUACAACAUCCUCGAGGUCGACUUCCACCCUCUUUCCAUUUGCCAGAAGAUCUCCCCCAUUCUUGCCGAGAUUGGCGCCGAUGCCGAGAUGCAGAAGUACAUCCUUCCUCUUCAGCAGGUCAUUCUCACCCGUCUGUUCCAGCAGCUUUCGCAGGUGUAUGAGACUGUCGACCUCGAGUUCGUCGAGAGCUUGGCUCAGUUCCCCGAGCCUUUCCAGGUCACCCGCGGCACCAUUGAGAAGUUCAUCAUGAACGGCAACAAGAAGGGCGAUCUUGCCAUCCGCAUGGACCACGCCACUGGCGUCCUUAGCUUCGACGCCGACGUCUUCUCUUCCGCCAAGGCCGUCCACGCUGGUUCUUCUGCUGGCUCUGCCGAGAGCGAGACUGGCUCUGUCCAGCGUCUCCAGAGCACUCCCUCCCAGAUUGUGCGCUCUCAGCUCACUCGCCUUGCUGAGGCCCUCUACACCACCUGCCGCUACAUCGACCCUAGCUUCAACGAGGCUCGCAUCAAGGCUCGCGAUGAGGCCCUUGCUCGCGCCAAGGCUGGUGCCGAGAAGGAGCACCAGGAGGUACUUGCUCGCAAGGAGAUCAUUCAGAAGCGCAAGGACAAGGCUUCUGAGGCUCAUGCCCAGAAGGAGAAGGAGAAUGCCCGCAAGAAGCUUCUCCAGGAGCAGGCCCUCCAGCAGGCUGAGGCCGCUCGUCUUGCUGAGGAGCAGAAGCUCCGCGAGGCCAAGCGUCUUGCCAACGAGCGUGAGCAAAUCAAGAGGAAGGAGGUUGAGGCUCUGCUCAAGGACAUGAAGCUCGAGGAGCUCAAGGGUGAGGAUAUCGAGACCCUUGACAGCAGCAAGAUCCGCAUGAUCAAGCUCCAGCAGCUCGAGCGUGAGAAGAACAGCGUCUCCGAGAAGCUCCACUACGCCAAGCAGCGCGAGCGCGAUCUCGCUGCCUACGAGCGUACCAAGGCCCAGACUCUCAAGGAGGCUGAGCUUAAGCACAAGGCUGAUGUUGAGCUCAAGCACCGUCUUACUCGCCUCAUGCCCUUCUACGAGUCGUUCAGGUCUGACCUGCACGAGCGUCGCCGUGAUGAGUUCGAGAAGCGCCGCCGUGAUGCCGAGCGUGAGAUGGAGAAGCAGAUCAACGCCCGCCGCAAGGAGGCCCGCGAGAAGAGGAUCCGUGAGAAGCGCGAGCGUGAGGAGCGUGAGCGUCAACUCCGCGAGGCCGAGGAGCGCGCCGCCAGGGAGAAGGAGGAAGAGAGGAAGCGUCUGGAGGCUCGCAGGGAGGAGCUCCAGCGCCUCAAGGAGGAGAAGGAGAAGGAGCGCGAGAAGCUGCGCGAGAUUGCUGCCCGCCAGCAACAGCGCGAGGAGGAGGCCAUGGCCAGGCGCAAGGCCGAGAAGGAGAAGCUUGCUGCUACUCCUUCUGCCUACAGACCCCCCGCGGCUACGGAGCGCACCGAGGCUGCUGCUCCUCCCCGCAUUGCCCUCGCUGGCAACCGCCCCAGCUGGAGAGAGCGCGAGGCCGCCAAGGCCGCUGGCGAGACCGCCGCUCCGCCCCGCUGCUGCCGCUGA
This is a messenger RNA of Sordaria macrospora k-hell, 2850 nucleotides long. RefSeq lists its product as uncharacterized. The record is from RefSeq and is a predicted model, not a curated record. Gene Ontology annotation, molecular function: translation initiation factor activity; mRNA binding. Gene Ontology annotation, cellular component: multi-eIF complex; eukaryotic translation initiation factor 3 complex, eIF3m; eukaryotic translation initiation factor 3 complex, eIF3e. NCBI's taxonomy places the organism in Eukaryota, Fungi, Ascomycota, Sordariomycetes, Sordariales, Sordariaceae. Gene Ontology annotation, biological process: translation reinitiation; formation of cytoplasmic translation initiation complex.